Amborella trichopoda is the source of this 3046-nucleotide messenger RNA. The record is from RefSeq and is a predicted model, not a curated record. Lineage: Eukaryota; Viridiplantae; Streptophyta; Magnoliopsida; Amborellales; Amborellaceae.
ACUCUAGUUAUCAAGAUGGUCAAAUAUCAUUUGUCCUGGAGGGUUGCAGACAUUUUUUCGAGAUUCUCAAUCUCCAUCAAAGAAUUUUUAGCCAUCUUCUCUGGGAUGUGGAGGUACCCUGAUUUGACAGCGGGUGGAGUUCAGAAGGGUUGUCCAGUAUGCCAUGGGAAUUGCAAUUGCAAUGAAUGCUCAAGUGCUGUAGACAGUGUGAAGGAUUCAUUAAGGGAGGCAAAUAAAGUGGAUAAAAUCCGGCACGCACAUUAUAUGAUAUGCAUGCUUCUUCCUGUGUUGAAACAAAUAUAUUUUGAACAGAAGAUGGAAUGGGAAAUGGAAGCCAAUUUACGGGGGGAAGUGCCAUCCGCCAUUCAGAUUCAACAAGUGGAAAGCUGUUGUGGAAAGCAACUAUACUGUGAUAACUGCAAAACUUCUAUAGUGGAUUUUCAUAGAAGUUGCUCAAGGUGUCAUUAUAACAUUUGCCUAAAUUGUUGCCGAGAUAUCCGGGAAGGUAAGUUAUGUAGACUCAUGGAAGUUAAGAGGCUCGAGUACCUAGACAGAAGCAGAGCUUACUCCCAUUUUCGAGAUCCUUAUCGAGGAGAAUUUAUGCAAAGCCCCUUGGCAUUAAGUCCUUGUCAGUCAUUGCAGUUCUCUCCAACACCUUUAUGUGAAUGGAUAGCUAACCCUGAUGGUACCAUUCCUUGCCCACCUGAGGAACUGGGGGGUUGUGGUAAAUGCAUUCUGGACUUGAAGUGUGUUUUCCCAGCCACUUGGAUUUCUGAGUUGGAAAGAAAUGCAGAGGAAAUAGCUUGUAGUUAUGACUUUCCCGACACAUCAGAUGUUUCUUCUUGCUGUACCUUUUGCUUUAAAGUUGGUAAUAAGGUCAGUGAAUAUGAUCAAUCGCUACGGAAGGCUUCUGCUAGGGAACACUCUGAUGACAACUACUUAUAUUGUCCAACAGCCCAAGAUAUCCAAGCUGAAGACGUUGAGCAUUUCCAGCACCAUUGGAUUAGAGGACAGCCAAUAAUAGUUCGAAAUGUGCUUGGAGAUACUUCUAGGUUAAGCUGGGAACCAACAGUCUUGUUGCGUGCAAUUUUUGACCAACGAAAUAUGGAACUUCAGAAUGAAGUGAAAACAGUUAAAGCUAUUGAUUGCUUGAAUUGGUGUCAGGUAGAUAUCAGUAUUGAUCAGUUCUUUGAAGGUUAUUUUGAGGGGCACAUGCAUGAUAAAAUGUCGCCUCAGAUGCUGAAAUUGAAAAAUUGGCCCUCUUCUAAAGUAUUUGAGGAACACCUUCCACAACAUAGAGCUGAAUUUAUCAGUGCAUUACCUUUUAAGGAAUAUACUAGUCCAAGUGAUGGUCUCCUUAACCUGGCAGUCAAGCUGCCAAAGGAUGUCCUGAAGUCUGACUUUGGCCCACGAACAUAUAUUGGUUAUGGGACUUCUGAGGAGUUUGGAAGAGGUGAUUCUGUAACAAAGCUGCACUAUGACUUAUGUGAUGUGGUGAAUGUUUUAGCACAUACUGCAGAAGUUGUAUUUUGCCCCAAACAAGCUACCAAGAAAGAACGGCAAAAGAGAAAGCAUACAAGUCAAGAUCAUAAAGAUUUUUUUAGCACUAGUAAGGACCCAGCGGUUUAUGAGAUGCAGCCUGAUGCAUAUUCUGUAAGAAAAUAUGUCGAAGAAGCUGACACUCUUAGCUCACUGACUGAUAUUGAUGGUGGCAAGCCACUCCGGCCUUUACCCGCUGCUGAAGAUUCACCUCUUUCUGGUGUUACUUCAAAAUCCAGUGAAGACCUUGAUAUUGGUACUGCAGCAGAGAGAGAUCUUAACAUUGUAUUGGAUGAUUUUAUGUCUGUGGCCACCAAAAAGAAUUAUGUUGACAAUGAAGAGCAAAAAUCUAGCAAUAGCAGUACUUCUCAAAGCUCUGAAAAUUCUGAAUGUAGUGGGACAAUUAGUCAAGCAAAGUGCAGGGAACCUCCAAGCGUUGUUGGAAAUUCAAUAGCUGAUUCUUGCGGCGCAAUAUGGGAUGUAUUUCGUAGAGAAGAUGUUCCGAAGCUACAGGAAUACCUUAGGAAACACUCCAAUGAAUUCUGGCAUACAUAUUGCUCCCCAGUUAAACAUUUUGUUCAUCCCAUUCAUGAUGAGAUUUUCUUUUUGACUGAGGCACACAAAAGAAAGCUCAAGGAGGAAUUCCAAGUGGAGCCUUGGACUUUUGAGCAGCACAUUGGAGAGGCAAUCUUUAUUCCUCUGGGGUGCCCGCAUCAAGUUAGAAAUCUUAAGUCCUGCCUAAAAGUGGCUAUGGAAUUUGUAUCGCCUGAGAACGUGCAUGAAUGUAUCCAGUUGACUGAUGAACUCCGGUCACUGCCAAAGAAUCACGAAUCUAAAGAAGACAAAUUGGAUGUAAAGAAGAUGACUCUCUAUGGUGUUUCUGCAGCAGUCAAAGAAAUUCAUGAGUUGACAUCACUUGCCAGGGACGAUGUGAGACUUGCGGACCUUAAAAUCUCAAACCAAAGAUUGGCAUGGGCUCCACAGACCCCUUCACCCCCAUUGGUUCAGCCUCGAUCACUAUGCCUUGUAUAGUUUGUUGUUCUUCAUAAUUCACUAGGCACAUGAUAGUGCCAGGCGGAAAUUUUGAUAUUCCUAUUCAAUCGCCUUCAAUUAUUUUUUCGGCAGAAGAAUGAGAAUGCAUUAGCCCUAUAGACUAGUGUUUUGUAGAUCCAAUAAUUAGUCUGGCAUACAUGGAGAGUGGGGGGCCUCACUUCUCAAUCUUUGUAUAUACAACUUUAUUAUUUUUUUUUUUUUGGAUAUUUGGGAGGGAGGGAGGUAGGGGCGAUGGUUCAGCGUGCAUUUGCAACUGGGACAAUUUGUUGCAGUUGUGAACACCUUAAGGACCGACUGCCUAUUUCCGCAAAAGCACGUAAUUGUUUUUUAUGAACUCAGCUAACAUAAUUCAUCUCACAGUGAAUUAUUAUACAUUUGUCUUUUGGAGAGACCUGCCAUUUUAAGGUUGAAUACCAACUAUAAAUACUUUUAAAUUGCUUAAGCUCAAGCACAA